Molecule: messenger RNA, 3078 nt
Organism: Tinamus guttatus (white-throated tinamou)
Lineage: Eukaryota; Metazoa; Chordata; Aves; Tinamiformes; Tinamidae
Source: RefSeq, a predicted model, not a curated record
AUGGUGAAACUGCCCCAGCGCCAGGGCCUCCUCAUCCAGGCCAAGUGCCUCUUACGGCCAACUAAUCACAGCAGGGCCGCACUGGCUCUGUCCCCGCAGCUUGGACACUUCCCAAAUCGCUUCCUUCACAUCGGGGCCGAUUUGCUGGAGCCGCCUGUUGGAGCAGGAGUGCCGAGGUCGGGGGGGCUGGGGGGUGUGGGCGGAAACGCCGCCGCCGCCACCGCCAUCAGCAUCAGCAAAGCCAUCAACACGCAGGAGGCGCCCGUCAAGGAGAAGCAUGCCCGCCGGAUCAUCUUGGGGACGCACCAUGAGAAGGGAGCCUUCACCUUCUGGUCUUAUGCCAUCGGGCUGCCGCUGCCCAGCAGCGCCAUCCUCAGCUGGAAGUUCUGCCACGUCCUGCACAAGGUGCUGCGCGAUGGCCACCCCAACGUCCUGCAGGACUGCCAGAGGUAUCGGAGCAACAUCCGGGAGACCGGAGACCUGUGGGGCCACCUGCACGACAGGUACGGGCAGCUAGUGAGCAUCUAUGCCCGCCUGCUCCUCACCAAGAUCUCCUUCCAUGUCAAGCACCCCGAGUUCCCGCCAGGCCUCGAAGUGACGGAUGAGGUGCUGGAGAAGACGGCCGGUACCGACGUGAAUAACAUCUUCCAGCUGACGGUGGAGCUGUUCGACUACCUGGACUGGGAGCUGAAGCUGUCGGAGUCAGUGUUCCGGCAGCUGAACGCGGCCGUGGCCGUGUCGCAGAUGUCGGCGGUGCAGUGCCGCCUGGCCCCGCUCAUCCAGGUGAUCCAGGACUGCAGCCACCUCUACCACUACGCCGUCAAGCUCAUGUUCAAGCUGCACUCGUGUCUGCCGGCCGACACGCUGCAGGGCCACCGGGACCGCUUCCACGAGCAGUUUCGCAGCCUCAAGAACUUCUUCAAGCGGGCGUCCGACAUGCUGUACUUCAAGCGGCUCAUCCAGAUCCCCCGGCUGCCGGAGAGCCCCCCGAACUUUCUGCGGGCCUCCGCACUGGCCGAGCACGUGAAGCCGGUGGUCGUCAUCCCUGAAGAAGCUCCCGAGGAUGAGGAGCCGGAGACGCUCAUCGAAAUUGGCACAGCCCCUGCUGUGGAGCAGCCGGUGGUCACCUCAGAUAUAUUCGAGCAAACCUUUGGGCCGCCCAAUGGCCUCCGUGACGACAGGGACGCGCAGAUCGAGAGCCUGAAGAAGGAGGUAGACCUGCUUCGUGCCGAGAUGGAGAAAAUCAUGGAGAAAAUAAAGCUGGAGGCGCAGCGCUACAUCACGCAGCUCAAGGCGCAGGUGAACGGGCUCGAGGGCGAGGUGGAGGAGCAGCGCAAGCAGAAGCAGAAGGCGCUGGUGGACAACGAGCAGCUGCGGGACGAGCUGGAGCGGCUGCAGCGGGCCAAGCAGGACGGCGAGCGCUCGCAGCGCCUCUGCCUCGAGGCCGAGCGGAAAGCCAACGCCACGGAGCUGCGCUACACCAAGCUGAAGGAGAAGCACAGCGAGCUCAUCAACACGCACGCCGAGCUGCUGAGGAAGAACGCCGACACGGCCAAGCAGCUGACGGUGACGCAGCAGAGCCAGGAGGAGGUGGCGCGUGUCAAGGAGCAGCUGGCCUUCCAGGUGGAGCAGGUGAAGCGCGAGUCCGAGAUGAAGCUGGAAGACCAGAGCCUGCAGCUGGAGCAGCUGCGGCAGGAGCUGGAGGAGCGCAAGGACGAGCUGAGCCAGGCCCAGCAGUGCCUCAGCCAGGCCAAGCAGGCGGGCUCGGAGCUGGGUGCCCGCGUGGAGGCCCUGCAGGAGGAGAAGGAGCAGCUGCGGCGCGCGGCGGGCGAGAAGGAGUACUACCUGCUGAGCCGGGCGCAGGCGGCCCUGGAGUCCACCGUGGCGCUGGAGCAGGGCCACGCGCGCUACGUGGCCGCUGCUGCGGAUACCGCCGGGCUGGUGGGUGCCUUGGCCCUCUUCUCCCACCUCACUGCUGACACCAUCGUCAACGGCAGCGCCACGGCCCGCCUGGCUCCCCCGGACCGCGCCGACCGGCUGACCGAGACCUGCCGCCGCUGCGGCCAGCGCAGCCUCGACUACCUGGGCGAGCUGGCAGAGCCACAGUUGCUGAGCCAGGCCGAGCUGGGCGGCGUGCGGACGGCGCUCCAGGGUGUCCUCCGGCUGGCACAGGAGCUGAGGCCCAAGAGCUUGGACAUCAAGCAAGAGGAGCUGGGGGACAUGGUUGAGAAGGAGAUGGCCUCUACCUCAGCAGCUAUUGAAGAUGCUGUCCGGCGGAUAGAGGAGAUGAUGAGUCAGGCCAGGAACGAGAGCUCUGGUGUCCAGCUCGAGGUGAAUGAGAGGAUCCUAAACUCCUGCACAGAACUCAUGAAGGCAAUUCGGCUUCUUGUGAUGACAUCCACAAACUUGCAGAAGGAGAUAGUAGAAAGUGGCCGGGGGGCAGCAACGACGCAGGAGUUUUACGCCAAGAACUCGCGCUGGACUGAGGGGCUCAUCUCGGCCGCCAAGGCGGUGGGCUGGGGCGCCACGCAGCUCGUGGACGCGGCCGACCGCGUGGUGCUGCACACGGGCAAGUACGAGGAGCUCAUCGUGUGCUCGCACGAGAUCGCCGCCAGCACGGCACAGCUUGUGGCUGCCUCCAAGGUGAAAGCCGACAAGAGAAGCCGGAACCUGGGCAAGCUGCAGGAGGGCUCACGCGGCGUCAACGAGAUGGCCGCCAACGUGGUGGCCUCCACACGCUCGGGCCAGGAGCAGAUCGAGGAGAAAGACACCAUGGACUUCUCGGGCAUGUCCCUCAUCAAGCUGAAGAAGGAGGAGAUGGAGGCGCAGGUGAAGGUGCUGGAGCUGGAGAAGCGGCUGGAGGGCGAGCGCCGGCGCCUGGGUGAGCUGCGGCGGCAGCACUACGCGCUGGCCGGCCCCUGCGGUGAGGCCGAGGACGCCGAGGCCCGGCCGGCACCGGCACCGCGUCGCGGCAUCCUCAAGAAGCCGCCGCUGGCCCAGAAACCUGGGCACCUGCAGAAGCAGGACGAGCUGGAGCAAGAUGCUGACCUCUUUCAGGCUCACGUUAUAAACUUCUAG